UCGCGACGCAGCCGUCUGGCGGUGGCGUUUCCUGGUGACGGAGCUGGGUCGCGGAGUCCAUGGGCAGCCAUGAGAUACUGGGCCAGGCAGCCCGGCUGGCCUCCUCCGGUCUGCUCCUGCAGGUGUUGUUUCGCCUGAUCACCUUUGUCUUGAAUGCAUUUAUUCUUCGCUUCCUGUCAAAGGAAAUCGUUGGCAUAGUGAAUGUAAGGCUAACAUUGCUUUACUCCACCACCAUCUUCCUGGCCAGAGAGGCCUUCCGUAGAGCAUGCCUGAGUGGGGGCGCCCAGCGAGACUGGAGCCAGACCCUCAACCUCCUGUGGCUAACGGUCCCCCUGGGUGUGCUUUGGGCCUUGUUCCUGGGCUGGGUCUGGUUACAGUUGCUGGAAGUGCCUGAUCCUAAUGUUGUCCCCCACUAUGGAAUGGGAGUGGUGCUGUUUGGCCUCUCAGCUGUUGUGGAACUUGUGGGAGAGCCCUUCUGGGUCUUGGCACAAACACACAUGUUUGUCAAGCUCAAGGUGAUUGCUGAGAGCCUGUCGGUAAUCCUCAAGAGUGUCCUGAUAGCUUUUCUCGUGCUGUGGUUACCUCACUGGGGACUGUACAUUUUCUCUUCAGCCCAGCUUUUCUAUACUGCAGUUCUGGUGCUCUGCUAUGUUAUUUAUUUCAAAAAGUUACUGGGUUCCCCAGAAUCAAUCAAGCAACACAAUCUUCCUGUCUCCAGAAUGACAGAUCUGUUACCCAAUAUUCCGAGAAGUGGAGCUUUUGUAAAUUGGACGGAGGCUAAAUUGACUUGGAGUUUUUUCAAACAGUCUUUCUUGAAACAGAUUUUGACAGAAGGCGAGCGAUAUGUGAUGACAUUCUUGAACGUAUUAAAUUUUGGCGAUCAGGGUGUAUAUGAUAUAGUGAAUAAUCUUGGCUCCCUUGUGGCCCGAUUAAUUUUCCAGCCAGUAGAGGAGAGUUUUUAUAUAUUCUUUGCAAAGGUGCUGGAGAGAGAAAAGGAUGCCACACUUCAGAAGCAGGAGGACAUUGCUGUGACUGCUGCGGUUUUGGAGUCCCUGCUCAAGCUGGCCCUGCUGGUUGGCCUGACCAUCACCAUUUUUGGCUUCGCCUAUUCUCAGCUGGCUUUGGAUAUCUAUGGAGGAGCCAUGCUUAGCUCAGGAUCAGGUCCUGUUUUACUGCGUUCCUAUUGUUUCUAUGUCCUCCUGCUCGCCAUCAAUGGAGUAACCGAAUGCUUCACAUUUGCUGCCAUGAGCAAAGAACAGGUCGACAGGUACAACCUCACCAUGCUGGCCCUGUCGUCUUCAUUCCUGGUGUUAUCCUAUCUCCUGACCCGUUGGUGUGGCAGCGUGGGCUUCAUCAUGGCCAACUGCUUUAACAUGGGCAUUCGGAUCACACAGAGCCUUUGCUUCAUCCACCGGUACUACAGAAACAGCCCCUACAGGCCCCUGGCCGGCCUGUACCUGUCGCCGGUCCUCCUUGGAGCAUUUGUCCUCAGUGGUGGGAUUACUGCUGUUUCAGAGGUGUUCCUCUGCUGUGAGCAGGGCUGGCCAGCCAGGCUGGCACAUGUUGCUGUGGGGGCCUUCUGCUUGGGAGCGACUCUCGAGACAGCAUUCCUCACCGAGACCAAGCUGAUCCACUUUCUUAGGACUCAGUUAGGUGUGCCCAGACUCACUGGCAAAAUGAGGUGACCUUAGGGAACUCACUGGCACCUGUGUACCUGGACCAGCUUAUGGUGGUUUUGUGGGAGGAGCACAUUUCCUGUGCAGAAGAGCCCUGCAGAGGGGUCUGCAGUAGAAUGAGACCAACCCAGUAGGUGAGACGUCUGAGAAAACCAACAGACCAAACACCAUGCAUUUGAAGUCUCAACCAGGAAGAAGGUAUUUCAUUUUUAAGGGAGCAUAAAGCUCUUUUAAAAUAGAUAUAAUUAUUUUUUUUCACCAUUUGGUUCUAAUCAGCAUAAUUCCUUUUGAUUAAUAUAUUAAUUCCUCUUGGAUGUGAUGCUCCAGCAAACUAUAUCUUGGAUGUUAAUAGUGAAUAAUCAUCUGGCCCAGAAAAAGAGAGGUAGCCAUUUUACCCUUCAUAGGAAUAUUUGACUUAUUCUAUAAGAAAAGGAAGGAGAGCUGGUUUUAGGCACCAAACGAGAACAAAGGUGGCCCUGGAAUUAGGGCUUUUCCCAUGUCAACACUGUGGUCUGGGGCGUUAGAGGAGGAAAAACGUUAUUCAAUAAAAAAUCCAAGAAAUGAAAA
This is a messenger RNA of Rhinolophus ferrumequinum (greater horseshoe bat), 2243 nucleotides long. RefSeq names its product RFT1 homolog (gene RFT1). Gene Ontology annotation, cellular component: endoplasmic reticulum membrane. The transcript is spliced from 13 exons. The record is from RefSeq and is a predicted model, not a curated record. The coding region runs from base 60 to 1685 and encodes 541 amino acids. NCBI's taxonomy places the organism in Eukaryota, Metazoa, Chordata, Mammalia, Chiroptera, Rhinolophidae. Gene Ontology annotation, biological process: glycolipid translocation; dolichol-linked oligosaccharide biosynthetic process.